CACAUUACUAAUCAACUCAAUUUUCCUAGUAUAAAUAGUAAAAUCGGUCUAACGGUGGUCAGUAUCGGUUCUCACGCCUUCCAACACCAUGUUUAGACUGAUCUGUAGCUUCGGCCUGCUUGCGCAGCUUGCAACUUCCAAAUUCGUCUCCCCUGAGUUGGGUCUGGGAGGUGCCGGAGAGUUUCACCACCCUGCGGAGUUCCAACAGCACGACUUCUCCCAUGGUGUAGGCAAGAUAUCGCAUUACGGAGGAUAUGGAGGGCUUGGCGAAGAGCCCAAGUUCGAAGGCAUCACCAAGGUGUUCGAGCUCGGACCUGGAGAGAUCGAUAUUCCCAAGGCUGCAGGACUUGGAUUCGGACAUGGAUUUGAAGGAGGUUUUGGACACCACGCGCCCAUUCACUUUUCCCAACAGCCGAUCCACAUUCCUCAACAACCCAUCCACUUUCCCCAGCAACCAAUAAACAUUCCUCAUCACCAGCCUGUCCAUGUCCAGCCCAUCUACAUCAAGCAGCAGCCUAUUGGAGGCGGUGAGCUAGAGAAGAGCCAAUUCAGCGAGGCCCAGAAGAAAUUCGCCGAAGAACAGUUCCAGAAGAAACAUGGAUCAAGCGGGGACAAGGCCUCAGCUGGAGAUUCAGGGUACUUCAUUGGAAAGAUCCAACAGGGUGGUGCUAAGGGUGGUAAGGGAUACUUCCAGGAGGCUGAGGGUGGUAACGAACACUUCCAGAAGGGUAAACAUUACCAUGGCGGAGAAAAGGUAGAGAAAGAAGGUGAGACUGGGGGCAAACAUCACGCCAAAACUGGCCACAAGAAGGGUCAUUCCGUGAAGGGAUUCAAGAAAUCCCAUCAUUUGGACGAAAAUGGCAAAGAAGAGCAGUUCUACGACCAAGCUCACAACGAGGGCGGAAACUACGAAUUCGGAGGCCACAACGGCAAAUUCGGACAUCUUUCUGGAGCCUCUUACAAGGGAGGAGAGGAAGGAGGCAAAUUCGCCUUCGGAAAGAAGGGCAAAGAAGGCUUCUACGAGAACUCUGCUGCCAACAAGAAAGAGCACGCUGGUCAAGACAAAUACUCCGGAGAUAAGUUCGCUGAAAACGCUGCCGCCUACGGUUUCGAAAAAGACUUCUCAUCCCAUGGAGGAGAAGGAGAAAGCGAACACAGCAAGUCAUUCGAGAAGAGCCCGUACUUCCACCAUUAAGCCCCUCUUACUCUAGGUGAUCUUUGUACUGAUGUCGGACGAGCAUAAGAAAAUCAAAAAAAAAUAUUUAUAUCGAAAAUGUGAUCUAGUAGAGUAGUGAUCCGAUGUUUGGACGAAGUCAUCUGAUUUGACGGACGGAUGACCAUAUGUUGUUGACCUGUUAUGAUGCAUGGUGGGGAAAUGUAUCAGACUUUUCUUGUAACAUUCUCACAUGCCAUACAUUACCACGUAAUGUUGAUACGUUGUAAAUACGUUUAUUUAAUUUUGUAGGAGAAUAAAAUGUUAGUUAUUGCAGUUACAGCUUUGUACUUAGUAGUUAGUGUACCUCGCCUCCCAAGAAGUAUAUACAAAACAUAAGAGUCGAACUAAAAAGUGAAAGGACGUAAUUAAGUAUAUGAUUAAGAAUAUUGCACAGUUUGCACUACUCGCUCGCACGACAUCUGCACAAAGUUUACUUAUUGGUGAAGAAAUGGUAUAUGGUGUGAAAGGCUACUGAUUGUGCUUUCCCUUCUUUUCCUUGGAAUGACAUAUCUCCGAUGAAGUGGCAGUGGUAUUGUCUAACGUAUCUCCAGGAUACUUGUCCAGAUUAGCAACAGGUUCUUCCAUAAGAUGAUUUGCUUCCUUUCGCUUGCUCUUAAUGAAAGCCUCUGUCUUGCUCCUUGUUGUGAGCUCCAAUGUAUUGCUUAGCCAUUCUCUCCAAAAUGUUGGGGAUUCUUGGAAGCUUCAAGAAAUCUUCGUGAAACUUUUUGACCUUACAGUGUAUGUUUUUAUCCAUCCAUCAGCACAUAAGGCUUAGUGUGAAACUUAUUCUAAUGGUUGUCUCUCUAAUGAAUCUACAUCAGUCUGACCAAUUAAUAAAACCACUCAUAGAAAAAAAUAACAUUUAGGCUACCACAGUAGCUUUUCUGAAGUAACCAAAAUGAAAAAGAAGUUAUGAGCAAGAAUGGCCAAGCAAGGAAAGAUCAAAUAGCUCUCUGUAAAGAGUUGCAUGAACAAUGCAUCACUUAUUAGGAUGCGAAUAAAGCUUUACUUUCAGCCCAACAUUUUAUAGAAACAAUAUAUUUUAAUUGUUUUAUAUAACUUCUGAGGUCACAGCCUAAAUGUGUUUCUUCUUUAAAUGAAAUGUCCUAUACAGUCCUCUAAUAUUUGACAUACGCUUGUGUCUUUUUGAAGAGAAAUAUUGAUAACACAAACAUUCAAAGUUUUCGCAGUUAUUGAUACACUACUUUGGCGAAACUUCAAGAGCUCAUAGGUCUAUGCUCUUGAAAUAUAUGCUGUGCAACAUUGUGUCAAAAUAUUUGAGUAAGCUCGAGUUUUUUCAGUGAAGCAUUUUGUAGAAUUGGAUCCGUUUUUUGGGAUCAAAAGAUACAGGCUACAGGAAUGUUUCCAUACAAAACUCUAUACCGAAUCUUGUUGUUGUUUUUUAGACAAGGACUGACCAACAAACUAAUUUGUACGUGAUAUCAGUCAUUUUAUGACUCCUAUAUAUAGCCAAUACUCGUGGCUAUUGAAAAAGCAC
Acanthoscelides obtectus is the source of this 2714-nucleotide messenger RNA. Lineage: Eukaryota; Metazoa; Arthropoda; Insecta; Coleoptera; Chrysomelidae. The record is from the annotation of a GenBank genome assembly.